Thermothelomyces thermophilus ATCC 42464 is the source of this 1291-nucleotide messenger RNA. RefSeq lists its product as uncharacterized. Gene Ontology annotation, cellular component: cytoplasm. Gene Ontology annotation, molecular function: cysteine synthase activity. NCBI's taxonomy places the organism in Eukaryota, Fungi, Ascomycota, Sordariomycetes, Sordariales, Chaetomiaceae. The transcript is spliced from 2 exons. The record is from RefSeq and is a predicted model, not a curated record. Bases 121 to 1260 code for a protein of 379 amino acids.
GCGGCUCCCCCGACUGCGAAUGCUGCGCUUGGCGACCCGUUUGAUCUCUAACACAUAAAAAUCUUCGACGGCAGCUCUACACGCCUUCCCAAGACCGCGCGCACCCGUUCACGCAACACCAUGUUCCGCCACGGCGCUCGCAACUUCGCGACAAGCGCACGGCGCCUGGCUGUUGCCGCCGCCGCCGCCGCCGCCGCCGAGCCGACGCAGCACCUGAUCGCCGUGUCCAAGGCCCAGGGGAUUGCGAAGGGGUUGACGGGAGCCAUCGGCAACACCCCGCUCAUCCGACUCAACCGCCUCUCCGAGCAGACCGGGUGCGAAAUCCUCGGCAAGGCCGAGUUCAUGAACCCGGGCGGCUCCGUCAAGGACCGUGCGGCGCUCUACGUGGUGCGGGACGCCGAGGAGCGCGGGCUGCUCCGGCCCGGCGGCACCGUGGUCGAGGGCACGGCGGGCAACACGGGCAUCGGGCUGGCCCACGUCUGCCGCAGCCGGGGCUACAAGCUGGUCAUCUACAUGCCCGACACGCAGUCGCAGGGCAAGAUCGACCUGCUGCGGCUGCUGGGCGCCGAGGUGUACCCGGUCCCGGCGGUGGCGUUCGACAACCCGCAGAACUACAACCACCAGGCCCGCCGGCACGCCGAGCGGCUCGACAACGCCGUCUGGACCAACCAGUUCGACAACACGGCCAACCGGCGCGCCCACAUCGAGACCACCGGGCCGGAGAUCUGGAACCAGACCGCCGGCAAGGUCGACGCCUUCACCUGCGCCACCGGCACCGCCGGCACCCUCGCCGGCAUCACCCGCUACCUCAAGGAGGUCUCGGGCGGGAGGGUCAAGAGCUUCCUGGCCGACCCCCCCGGGAGCGUGCUGCACUCGUACGUCAGCUCCGGCGGCAAGCUGAUCGAGCGGACGGGCUCCAGCAUCACCGAGGGCAUCGGCCAGGGGCGCAUCACGGACAACCUGGCGCCCGACGUGGGGCUGCUGGACGGCUCGCUCUUCAUCAGCGACGAGAAGAGCAUCGAGAUGGUCUAUCGCUGCCUGGACGAGGAGGGGCUGUACCUGGGCGCCAGCUCGGCGCUCAACGUGGUCGCGGCCAAGGAGGUGGCCGAGAAGCUGGGCAAGGGGCACACGGUCGUGACCAUCCUGGCCGACGGCGCGUACCGGUACGCCGACCGGCUGUUCUCGAGGAAGUGGCUCGAGUCCAAGAACCUGCUAUCGGCCAUCCCGGAGCAUCUGCAAAAGUACAUUGUCUUGCCGUAGACUAGCCUCCGCGCGCGCCCCCCCCCCCCCC